GCCACAUUUCAGAGAAAGAACGAAAGAAACUCUCUCUCUCUCUCUCUCUAUCUCUGGAGACUCUCUCUCUCUCACUAAAACUCCAUUCUCUAUUUUCGGUUUCUCAUUGCUGCAAGCAUCCAGCCCUAAGAUCCAGGCCUCGAAUUCUCCACAUUGGCGUGUUUGAUUCGCUGAUCUCGCUCUCGAUCCGUUGAUUUCUGCACCGACAUUUCCUCCGCCGUUGGAUCUGAAUCUUCUGCUUCGGUUUUUCACAUAGGAGUCACAAUUAGCGGUUAAAGUAGUGUGUGAUCGGAACAAUGACGGCCGAGACGGAUGUACACGGCGAGGUCACGGUGUCUGAGGUUGAGGAAAAGCGUAGCUAUCAGGAUCUGCACAAAGACAAUAAUGGAGUUAUUAUUAAUGGGAAUGGGAAUGGGAAUGAGAAGAAUUGUAAUAAGGAAGAUGCAGACGGCUCUUACGUGUUCGUAACCGGAGCCGACGCGGUUUCGGGCGAUCACGUUGAGCCGUCGGAUCUUGGCGGUGAGGUCAUUGUUGAGAAUGUCGGUUUGGAGAAUAGUGAGACUGCGGGCGGUGGAGUUGGUGGUGAAUUGAAGCCUGAGAGCAACGGUGGUGGUGUUUCGGAAAAGGUUGAGAAUGUGACGGAGGAUGUUGGGGAAUCCGAGCCAAGUGGCGAGGCUGAGGCAGAGGCGGAGAUUAAUGAGAGAACGGAGGUUAAGGUUGAGGAGUCUUCUGAGGAUGUAGGAGGGGCCGAGGAGGAGGUAGAGGCGGAGAUUGAUGAGAGAAUUGAGGUAAAGGUUGAGGAGUCUUCUGAGGAAGUAAGAGAUGCUGAGACAGAGGCGAAGGCGGAGAUUGAUGAGAGAAUUGAGGUUAAGGUUGAGGAGUAUUCUGAGGAUGUAAGAGGGGCUGAGGCAGAGGCGGAGAUUGAUGAGAGAAUUGAGGUAAAGGUUGAGGAGUCUUCUGAGGAUGUAAGAGGGAUUGAAGAUUCUCAAGUUAUGGUUUCCAUUUCGGAGGCUGUUGAUUGUGAAUGUGAAUCCACGCAGGUUGAUGAUGGGAAGGCAGUGGAUGGGGAGGAUAAUAAUUUAGAGUUGACUGGGGAAGUUGAAAUAAUUGAGGAAUCUCAGGUUUCAGUUAAUAAUUCUGCUGAAUCUGAGCCGGCGAUUGAGCUUGAUGACGGAGUGAAGAAUGUUGUGGAGGAAAGAGAGUAUGAUUUGGUGACAGAUGGUAAAGAAAAUGAGGAAUCUAAGAAUAUGGCGAGGUUGAAUGGUCAAACUGAUUUGGAUCCGGAGAAAGAAAGACCAGAAUUGACGGAUGACGUUCCUGUGGAAGGUGCACUAGAGGGUCCUGGGGUAGAGUUGGAGCAGAAGCAGAGAACUGUUGUGACUGAUACAGAGUUAGAAACAGAGAUUGGUAAUGGUCCUGUUCCUGUUGAUGAUGGGGACGGUUUGCCUGCCAAUCAUACUGCAGAUGAACCUACAGAAACCAUUGAUGCUGAACAAAACGGGUCUUCUGAGAAUUGCGAAAUCUUGUCCUUCCCAAUUGUUUGUGGGGAUGAUGAUGUUAAGGAGAUUCCUGUUGAAGCAGACACGGAGGAACAUGAAGUGGAUUCAGAGCAGAAUUCAGAAAAAGCUUCAUGUCAAUUAGCCAAUAAGCUGUUAGAACCAGAAGUUGUCAAUGGCCCUGUCCCUGAUGAAAGCGGAGAUUGCUUGGCCAUUGAGCAUGAUCAAGAUAGCAUUUCAGAGAACUUAGUUAAUAAUGAUAUGGUUGGUGCUACUCAAAACACACCAGAACAAAAUGGGUCUUCUAAAGAAGUGGAAUGCUUGCCCUCCCCUGUUGUGUUUGGGAAGGUCCCUGUUGAAAAUGGUGAAAGCUUCCCUACUGCUCCUGAUAAUGAUACAGCAGUAGAAGUGGAUGCUGAGAAUGAGGCUUCUCCAAUUACUGAAAAGAUUCCAACUUGUGUUGCUGAAGAUGAUAUGCCAGAGGCUGAAGUUGGAAACUUAGAUGCAAACAGAAGCAUAAGCCCUGAUGAUACUGAGCUAGAAAUCAACACUGAGACUAGCCCUGAUGAAAUUAUUAAAGCUGAGAAUGGCCCUGAUUCUUGUUCAGCUGAUAAUACAAAGUUAGAAAUCGACACUGAGACUAGCCCUGAUGAAACUGUUAAGGCUGAGAAUGGCCCUGAUUCUUGUCCAGCUGAUGAUACAAAAUCAGAAAUCAAGGCUGAGACUAGCACCGAUGAAACUGUUAAAGCUGAGAAUGGCCCUGAUUCUUGUCCAGCUGAUGAUACAAAGUUAGAAAUCAACACCAAGGUUAGCCCCGAUGAAACUAUUAAAGCUGAGAAUGGCUCUGAUGCUUGUCCAGCUGAUGAUACAAAAUCAGAAAUCAAGGUUGAGACUAGCACUGAUGAUACUAUUAAAGCUGAGAAUGGCCCUAAUUCUUGUCCAGCUGAUGAUACAAAAUCAGAAAUCAACAUUGAGACUAUCCCUGAUGAAACUAUUAAAGCUGAGAAUGGCCCUGAUUAUAGCAUUUUAAGUUCCCAUGAUAAUAAUGUAAGGUCUGAAACUGAGACUGGUUCUGUUGUCAUUGAUUCUGAAGAAAAAAUAUCUGACCAACCAAGUGAUGACACGAAGAUAGAAUCUGGAGUUUCAGAAAUGGUCGUUGCUUGUGCUGAUGACCAGCAUCAUUCAAUUUCUGCUACAGUUGUGGAAUCCAAUAUAAAUGGUUUGGUUGAAAAUGAAAGUGGCUUUUCUACUAGUCUAGGUGCUGAUGAGAAAUCAGAGUCCGAAGUUGAAAAUACAUCCACGCUAACUAACAGGGAUAUGCCUUGCGAUGAUGGUCUUGGAUCUGAGUCCAAGGUUCUGGAUGGCUCAGCUACUGUGAGUGAAACUGCACUAAACUGUGUGCCAGAUGUUGUACAUGCUGAAGAUGGAGAUGAUCGGUUGACUAGUACAGAUAGUGGUGACAAACCAGCAACUCAAGGAGCUGAGGGUAUGUCUGGGAUUCAUGGUGAUGAAACCUCAAUAACUUCACCAGAAGGUCCCACUGUUGAUGCUUUGGAAGGACUGAAUACUGAGGUGGUCAAAAGGCCAUUCUAUUAUUUAAUCAGGGUCCCUAGAUAUGAUGACGAAAAUUUAAAAGAACAGGUCAAACGUGCUCAAUUACAAGUUGAAGAGAAGACUCGAAGUCGGGAUGCUAUUCGAGCUGAAAUCCAAAUGAAAAGGGUCACUUGGAAGGAGCAUGGUGAAAAUUUUGAUGCUGCCAUGGCAGAGGAGAGAACUGCACGAGAGUUGCUUAGGUCCAAACGCCAGGAGAUGGAUUCUGUUCAGUCUAUGAUUAACAAAGUGAAGAAUGCAAUCUCUGUUGAGGAUAUUGGUGGCAGGAUACGAAACAUGGAACAUGCAAUGCAACAUGAAACCCUAGAUCUGAAGGAAGAAAAGAAGUAUCUUCAUGAAAUGAGGCAAUUGAAACAGCUUCGUGAACAGCUCUCAUCUAAUAUGGGUAGGCAGGACGAUGUUCAGCAGGCUUUAGAUCAGAAAGACCAAAUUGAAGAACGCAUGAAGGUUCUGAGGAAGGAACUGGAUGUACUAAGAGAAAAUGUUCUAAAAGCUGAAGCUGUCACUAAAGCUGCAAAAAAGAAAUUUAAUGAUGAAAGUGAUAAGAUUAGUGAAUUACAAGCUCAGUUUAAAGCUGCAGAUGACAUUCGCCAAGAAGCAUACGCACAUUUACAGAGCAUAAAGAAACAAGCGUAUGAGAAGAACAAAUACUUCUAUAGUUACAGGGAUGAUAAUAAUUUAGCUGCUAACUUAGUGACAAAGGGAGAAAAGGAGGAAUUGCAACGACUAUGUGUUAACCAGGUGGAGAAAAUUAUGGAACUAUGGAACAAAAACGAUGAGUUCCGUAAAGAAUACAUCAGGUGCAACACUAGGAGUACAUUGAGGAGACUGAGGACUCUGGAUGGCCGUUCACUCGGUCCCAAUGAGGAGCCACCUCUAAUUCCCACCGUAGCUUAUGAAAGGGUGACCAAGGAUAACUCAAGGGUGACCAAGGAUAACUCUGUGUCCCUGUUGUCAGCUGUGGAACAAGAAAAACCUGUUAAACAAGAAAAACAAGUUGUACAAGUGGAAACUGAAAAGGUAAAGGAGAAAUCCAUCGUGAAAACUGCUGAACAAAAGAAUCAGACAACUAAAUCUAAAAUGCCUGUGAAACCUGAUCUUUUGGGGAAUGGCUUAGCAACUGUUUCUGGCAGAGAUGAGAUUGAAGAGGCAAAAGAAGAAGAGAGUAAGCUAACAAAGGAGGAAGAGGAGUUGGCCAGAAAGGCGGAGGAAUUGAGAAGGGAAAAGGAAGCAGCCAAGUUGAAGGAGCAACGUAAGUUGGAGGAGAAGAACAAGGCCAAGGAGGCCUUGGAGAGGAAAAAGCGAAAUGCGGAAAAGGCCCAAGCCAGGGCUAUGUUAAGAGCACAGAAGGAAGCUGAACAGAAAGAGAAGGAAAGGGAGAAAAAAGCAAGGAAGAAGGAAAAAAAGAAGGCAUCUGGAGAAGAGGCUACUGAUGGUGCCGUUGAACUAGAAAUUGCUCAAAGCUUAGAAACUCCAACUGAAACUACCAAGGAGUCUGAAACUAGAGAAAAGCCCAUGACAGUAACAAAGAGGUCUCAAAAACCCUUGCAAUUUACUAAGCCGGCCAAGGCAAAAUCUAUUCCUCCACCUCUUCGCAACCGCGGUAAGAGGAGGAUGCAGACAUGGAUGUGGGUCCUUGUUGCUGCUAUGGUUGUUUUUGCCUUGUUUUUGGUGGGGAACAGCAGCUUCUCGUUUAAUUUUGGUCUUCAAAGGUUUGGUUUUUGAAUACGUAUCAAUACAUCUUAUUAUUAACUAGGUAUCCUAUAGAGAUUUGGUGAGAUAUUCCCGUAGAUAUAUAUGCAAUUCUUUUUGUUCUUCCCAGGAUUUGUUUUCCUCUAGUUCUGUUCAGUUACUAUAAGAGGUUUUUUUCCUACUCACACCCCAUUAUAGAUUUGAUUUCUUAUUAAUUGCUUAUAUGAAGAACAGAAACUUUUCAAAGUGUUGCUUCGACUAGUAUAAUAAUAAAGAUGGUGAUUUAGCAUUGUUUGCA
This is a messenger RNA of Quercus robur (English oak), 5097 nucleotides long. RefSeq lists its product as uncharacterized. NCBI's taxonomy places the organism in Eukaryota, Viridiplantae, Streptophyta, Magnoliopsida, Fagales, Fagaceae. The record is from RefSeq and is a predicted model, not a curated record. Bases 297 to 4832 code for a protein of 1511 amino acids. The transcript is spliced from 8 exons.